Molecule: messenger RNA, 2144 nt
Organism: Lonchura striata (white-rumped munia)
Lineage: Eukaryota; Metazoa; Chordata; Aves; Passeriformes; Estrildidae
Gene: PNPLA2
Product: patatin like domain 2, triacylglycerol lipase
Biological process (GO): lipid homeostasis; triglyceride catabolic process; positive regulation of triglyceride catabolic process
Cellular component (GO): lipid droplet; membrane; cytoplasm
Molecular function (GO): triacylglycerol lipase activity
Source: RefSeq, a predicted model, not a curated record
AGGGGCGGGGCCGCCGCUAUAAAGCUGGGAGCCGGCGGCGCUCUCCCAGCGGCAAACUUGCCGUGUUCUGUAUCCGCCUUCUCGGCAGCACAGCGCUUCCCGGCUGUUCUGCCCGUCCCGCCCGUCCUGCGCUGCGGGAAGAGACCCGCGGCUUCGCUGCUGCUCCGCGGCUGCUGCUGCUUCCCUGCAGCAGCCUCCGCCCCAGCGGGGCGCGGAGGCCAUGUUCCCGCUGGACUCCACCUGGAAUAUCUCCUUCGCCGGCUGCGGCUUCCUGGGGGUGUACCACGUCGGCGUAGCCAGCUGCCUGCAGGAACAUGCCCCGUUCCUGGUCGCCAACGCCAAGAAGGUGUACGGCGCCUCGGCCGGGGCGCUCACCGCCACCGCCCUCGUCAGCGGCGCCUGCCUCGGUGAAGCUGGUGCCAGCAUUAUUCGGGUGUCAAAAGAAGCCCGGAAGAGGUUCUUGGGCCCUCUCCACCCCUCUUUCAACUUGGUGAAAACCAUUCGGAUGUCCCUGUCCAAGGUGGUGCCAGAGAAUGGGCAUGAGGUUGCAGCAGGACGUUUGGGUAUUUCCCUGACACGGGUCUCUGAUGGAGAAAAUGUGAUACUGUCAGACUUCAAUUCCAAGGAGGAACUGAUCCAGGCCUGUAUCUGCAGCACCUUUAUCCCUGUCUACUGUGGGCUGAUACCUCCAACCUUGCGUGGAGUGAGAUAUGUUGAUGGAGGGAUUUCUGACAAUUUGCCUCAAUAUGAGCUGAAGAACACAAUCACGGUGUCUCCGUUCUCGGGAGAGAGCGAUAUCUGCCCACGGGACAGUUCCACAAAUAUGCAUGAGCUGAGAGUCACCAAUACAAGCAUCCAGUUCAACCUUCGCAACCUCUACCGCCUCUCAAAGGCCCUGUUUCCUCCGGAGCCACAGGUGCUGCGGGAUAUGUGCAAGCAGGGCUAUCGAGAUGCACUGCACUUCCUGAAGAAGAAUGGUCUCCUUCAUCCUCCAAGUCCUGCCCGUCCUCUCCUUGCCAUAGAAGCACCUCCAGGAGACAAGAAAGAGGAAGAAACAGAAGCUGAGGACCAACUAGAGGACAACACUGCCCUUGCUGUUGUUGAAGAGCAUAUCUUUGAACACUUGCCUCCCAGACUGAACCAAGCUCUCCUGGAGGCUUGUGCUGAAAGAAGAAGUUUCUUGACUGGCCUGAGCAACAUGCUGCCUGUGCGUGUGGCCACGGCCAUGAUGGUCCCCUACAUGCUGCCUCUGGAGUCUGCAGUUUCCUUCACUGUCAGGUUGCUCGAAUGGCUCCCAGAUAUCCCUGAAGAUAUAAGAUGGAUGAGGGAGCAGAUGACAGAAAUCUGCAACUAUCUUGUGAAGAAAGCCAAGAAGAAACUAGGCAGCCAUCUUUCAGCCAGGCUUUACUACCACCUCGAGCUGGGAGGGCCCCAGAAGCUGCCGAUUUCUCCCGCGGCACCCUGUGGUGAAGCACUGCCCAUGUGGAUGAGGAGCAACCGCUCCGUUUCUGAUGUCAUGAUGAAGUGGGAGGAGUACCAGCGCCAGCUCAUGCUGGGCUUGCUCUGCAUCAACGUGGACAUGCAAGCCUCCCUCUUCCCUCGGGAAGGGUUUCAGUUAAAGCUUCCACCUCUAGACUGUGCAAAAGAGUGCCUGCCACUCUUCUGAGCCUGCUGCUGUGAGGGGAUGAGAGUGGGUGGGAAGGAGAAUGGACAUAGGGAUGGACCAGUCUCAUCCCCCAGCAGCAGGCUGUGCCCCUUGCUCCUGAGUAUGUUGCAAAGGGGAUAUCCCCUGCAUGGAGACUGGUGGAAUUGACUGUAGCCAUUUGUUGCCCACUGGGCCAAGCAAGGACCUUGUGUUCAGAGCCACACACAGGCUGAUUCCUUGCUCUAGACUUGUGGUGAGGCCUGGCCAUUGCCUGUGGCCAGGCUGAUGCUGACCCAGCUGGGCUCUCCCACAUAGUGCACUUUGAAUUGCCACUGGCUUUUUACCGCCAAAUAACCAGGAUGUAGAUGACGCUCUCAAGUUCAUACAGCUUUGACCUCCCUUGGUUUUUCAGAGCAUGUGUCUUGAUUCCUCUCCUUAAAUCAUCUGACAGCCCUUAGUUCUUUGUGCUACUGAAAGAUGAAGUAGCCUCUUGCCAAAA